Molecule: messenger RNA, 5259 nt
Organism: Acanthosepion pharaonis
Lineage: Eukaryota; Metazoa; Mollusca; Cephalopoda; Sepiida; Sepiidae
Source: the annotation of a GenBank genome assembly
AUGAGUGAAUUUCCUUCUUUACAAAGAGAGACGACGAUUGCCGAAAAAAUGACUGAGAGGAUGAAAUCGCGGCACCGCCGAGCCGAAAAAACUUUAAAAUAUUGCAGGCAAAUGCAAUCAAAAAAUUUCCAAGUGUUAACGUGGUUGAUUUUAAUCUUCCUGUAUAUAACUAACAGCGUCGCAAAUGCACAAAAUUCAGAAUGUGGUCAAAUUUGUGCAAGCGGAAAUUGCAGAUGCAUUGGGGAGAAAGGUUCAAGGGGGCCUCAUGGACCUAUAGGUCCUCGAGGUGUUCAAGGUGUCAGAGGUUACCCAGGUCCCGAGGGUUUAACUGGGCCUAAAGGAGACAAAGGAAGAGCUGGUCCACCAGGUCCUUCUGGUCCUAAAGGAGACAGAGGUAAAAUUGGAAUUCCUGGCUAUCCUGGUGUUCCUGGAAUUCCUGGUAUUCCUGGAGAGCCAGGUCCUCGUGGUCCUGCUGGUUUAGAUGGUUGUAAUGGUACUCAGGGUUCAUCUGGUUUGCCUGGAAUACCUGGUUCUCCUGGAAAGACAGGACCUCCUGGAUUUCCUGGCAAUCCUGGUCGAAAAGGAGAUUCGGGCUUGGGAUUGAAAGGCUUAAAGGGUGAACCAGGAAGACCUGGAAUCGGAUUAAAUGGACCACAAGGUCCACCUGGUAAACAUGGUAUUUCUGGACCAGUAGGGCCAAUUGGACCAAAAGGUAGCAAAGGUAGCAAAGGAAACCAAGGUAUGAAAGGCCAUAAAGGUAUUUCAUUUCGAGGUGAUCCAGGUCCUCGAGGUCCACGUGGUCCACCUGGCAAGCCUGUAGUACCUCUUGACUUUUCUAAAUCUUUAGAAAAAACUGAAUUAAAAGGAGAAAAAGGAGAAAUUGGUGAUCGUGGUUAUGAAGGACUUCCUGGAGAAAAAGGCGAUCAAGGUCCUCCUGGAAUGGAUGGACAACUUGGAAUGAAAGGUGAAAAGGGAGUUGCUGGAAUUGCUGGUCCAAGAGGUAAACAAGGAAUUCCAGGUGUGCCUGGUCCAAGAGGUAUCAAAGGUGACAGAGGAAUGGAAGGGCUUCCUGGUAUAAGUGGACUUCCUGGCCUGAAAGGAGAACCUGGUAGAGAUGGUCCCCGUGGAUUUGAUGGUUCUGUUGGACCCCCAGGACCUCCAGGUGGAACUGUUGUUGGUCCCCCUGGAGAUCCUGGUAUACAAGGACCUCGUGGCUUCACUGGUCCUGCUGGUAUGAAAGGUAAUCCUGGUCCAGUUGGCCCUCGAGGAUUGAAAGGAGAAAUAGGAGGUCCUGGUAUACCAGGCCCCCCAGGAAAUCAAGGUAGAGAUGGACCAAAGGGAGAGAGGGGUGAACAAGGUUUUGAAGGUCUUCCUGGUAAAGAUGGCUUAUUAGGACGUCCCGGAUUCCCUGGUGCUAAAGGUGAACCUGGCCAAAAAGGAGAACCUGGAAUUGGAGACCCAGGAUUAGAUGGUAUUCCUGGUCGCCCAGGAAAAGAUGGUCGUCCAGGAGCUAAAGGAGACACUGGUCUCAAAGGACAAACUGGACCCCCAGGACAAACACUUGAUGGAAACCCAGGCCCCACAGGACCUAAGGGAGACAAAGGUGGUCGGGGCUUUAAAGGCCAGGAUGGUAUCAAUGGUCUGAAUGGGCUACCAGGUCCCAAAGGUGAUAAAGGUGGUGAAUGCAACUUUUGCCGACAGGGUAGUAAAGGGGAAAGAGGUGAUCCUGGUUUAGAUGGUCCUCCUGGACGAUCAGGUUUAUCUGGAAGCUCUGGUGAGAAAGGUGAACCUGGAGAACCUGGUGAAGAUGGUUUAUAUGGACCACCAGGAGAGCGGGGUUAUCCAGGAGAUUCUGGUCUUCCUGGCUCAUCUGGCCCCAAGGGACAAAAAGGAGAACCAGUUCAAGCUCCUGUCAUAAAGGGUGAAAAAGGAAAUGCCGGUCUUCCAGGUAUUGCUGGUCUUAGUGGAAAUAAAGGUGCAUCUGGACCUCCAGGGCCUACUGGUCCUCCUGGUUUAUCUGGACCAAAAGGAGAAAUGGGUUUUGCCGGAUUGCCUGGUGCAGAUGGACGUCCUGGAGAAGCUGGUCGACCUGGUAGGCCUGGAGCAAAAGGUGUUCCAGGCUAUGGAUUAUCUGGUCCUAAAGGCCAACCUGGAGAGCCUGGUCAACCUGGAGUGAGUACAUUGGGUCCAAAAGGAGACAAAGGUGAUCCAGGACGUAAAGGGGAGCCUGGUGAUAGAGGAUUCCCAGGAGCAAAAGGCUUGCCUGGCUUACCAGGGCCAAAAGGAUUUGAUGGCUUGCCUGGUCGUCCUGGACUUGAUGGUAUGAAAGGUGAAAGAGGACAAAAUGGACUUCCUGGAACUGCUGGACCAAGAGGUUAUAAUGGUCCACGUGGUGCAAAAGGUGAACCUGGCCUUGCAGGACUUCCUGGUGAAGCUGGAAUUACUGGAGCUAAGGGUGACAGAGGAUUUUCAGGUUUAAAAGGCUCAAAGGGACAAUCAUCAAAUGCCUCUGUACCUGGAUCCCCUGGGCGAAAGGGUGAAAGAGGCUUGGAUGGACUGCCUGGUCAACGAGGUCUUGAUGGUACUCCUGGCCAGAGGGGAGAUAGAGGUCCAACUGGUGAAGAUGGUUUGCCUGGUUUACCAGGAAGGGAUGGUGCCAAAGGAGAACCAGGAAUUGGACUCCCUGGUCGCCCAGGGCCACAAGGACCUCCAGGCUUAAAUGGAAUCCCAGGCUCCUCAGGGUUGAAAGGAGAACCAGGUUCCUCAGGUUUGCCUGGAUUACCAGGAAAACCAGGUCUCAAAGGAAAAGAUGGUCUGCCAGGACAACCUGGUCUUCCUGGAUUAGAUGGAGAACCAGGAAUUAUGGGUCCAGUUGGCAAACCUGGAUUACCAGGAUUACCAGGGAGCAAGGGAGAAAGAGGAGCAGUUGGAUUUUCUGGUGAGCCUGGAAGGAAUGGUGCCCCUGGUUUACCUGGAGUUAAGGGUGAGAGAGGAGAUGAUGGGUUGAUUGGACUGCCUGGAAGAAAUGGACUUGAUGGUUUACCAGGAAUGAAAGGAGCGUCUGGUCUGCCUGGUCUUUCUGGUAUGAAAGGUGAGCCAGGAAGAGUAGCAUCAAAAGGCGAGAAAGGAGAACCUGGACUUUCUGGUUUGCCUGGAGAGAGGGGCUUGGAUGGAACACCAGGAAGAGAUGGUUUACCUGGUAUUCAAGGAGAGAAAGGAGAACCAGGAAUUGGGCAAUCAGGUCUCCCAGGAGAAGAUGGACCUCCAGGUUUGAGUGGCCUUCCUGGUCAGCGUGGACCUGUUGGUCCAAAAGGUGAUGCAGGGCCUUCUGGAUUUCCAGGAAUGAAAGGAGAACCUGGUUAUCCUGGAAAACCAGGUCUAUCUGGCAUUCCUGGCAAUGAUGGUUUACCUGGACAAAAAGGUGACAGAGGCUUCCCUGGUCAAGAUGGCUUACCUGGUCUGAAAGGAGAACCUAGCACUAAUGGCUUGCCAGGUCUACCUGGAGAAAAGGGAGAAAGUGGACCUCGGGGACCACCUGGUCAACGUGGAUAUGCUGGAAUGAAAGGAGAUCGUGGUUUGGAUGGUUUCCCAGGUGCCAAAGGUAAUUCUGGUUUACCUGGAACAUCUGGUAUCCCUGGAGCUGAUGGACUUCCUGGUUUACCUGGAGAAAAAGGAAAUAGUGGUCUUCCUGGUUUCCCAGGAAGUGAUGGUGAAAUAGGAGAUAAAGGUGACAGAGGAUUUCCAGGUGAAAAAGGAGAUGAAGGCCCACUAAAUUUGGCUAAAAUCAAAGGCGAAAGAGGCUUCACUGGAAACACUGGACCCAAGGGAGACAAAGGAGAACAAGGUCCCAACGGUUUAAAUGGAAUUGAAGGACAAAAGGGUGAAAAAGGUAGUCGAUCUCGUUCAGAAAUACCUGGACUUAAAGGAGAACCUGGUUAUCCUGGUGCAAAAGGUGAACCUGGCCUGCCUGGUGCACCUGGCUUGGAUGGUCUUCCCGGACGAGAUGGUGUAAAAGGAGCAGAUGGAAGACCCGGCCCCCCAGGAAAUGAUGGUCUUCCAGGAGAGAAAGGAUUACCAGGAUUAUCUGGUGAGCCUGGGCUACAAGGUCAACCUGGAUUAGAUGGUCUUAAAGGUGAACCUGGUUUACCUGGAUUACCUGGUUUAUCAGGUGAAAAAGGUGAUUCUGGACUAAGUGGUUUACCUGGUGAAAAUGGACGAAGUGGUCUUAAAGGUGAAAGAGGAGACACUGGUCGACCAGGUGAACCUGGACCUGCAGUUAUGGGACCCAAAGGAAACAAAGGUUUGCCUGGUUUAACUGGACCUCCUGGCUUCCCAGGUUUGAAAGGAGAUACUGGCCUCCCAGGAAAUCCUGGACUGCCUGGUUUGGCAGGUGAACGUGGUUUACCAGGUGAAGCUGGUCUAACAGGUUUGCCUGGUGCCGAUGGAAGACCUGGUCUGCAAGGAAAACCUGGACUUCCAGGUACACCUGGUUUGAUGGGUCCUCCUGGCCCACGGGGCCCCGCUGGUCGAUCAGCAGCAGUUGGGUUCUUAUUUGCCCGACAUAGUCAAACAACAGAAGUUCCUGUUUGUCCAGAUGGACUCACAAAACUUUGGGAUGGUUACAGUUUGCUAUAUUUGGAGGGCAAUGAAAGAUCACAUCACCAAGAUUUAGGUUGGGCAGGAUCAUGUAUCAAGCGUUUCUCAACAAUGCCUUUCCUGUUUUGUGAUUUCAAUGAUGUAUGCAACUAUGCUAGUCGCAAUGACAAAUCCUAUUGGUUGUCUACAAAUGCUCCAAUGCCAAUGAUGCCAGUUGGCCAAAAUGAAAUCCCACCCUACAUCAGUCGAUGUGCUGUGUGUGACAGUUCUACUAAUGUUAUUGCCGUCCACAGUCAGACCCUUAAUUUGCCUGACUGUCCUCAAGGAUGGGAAGGUCUUUGGAUUGGAUACAGCUUUGCUAUGCAUACUGGGGCUGGUGCAGGUGGAGGUGGUCAAUCCUUGUCCAGUCCUGGCAGUUGUCUGGAGGACUUCCGUGCAACCCCCUUCAUUGAGUGCAGUGGCCAUGCUGGAACUUGCCACUAUUUUGCUAACAAAUACAGUUUCUGGCUGACCACCAUUGAACAAAGUCAGCAGUUCCGAGCACCACAACCGCAGACUCUCAAAGCUGGCAGCUUGAGAACCCGUGUUAGCCGAUGUCAAGUGUGUAUGAAAAAGAUUGGUGGGCGUCGUCAUCACAAUCGGGGAUUCACUGGACCUGCGUAA